UGUGUUGGGGGGGUAGCUGGAUCGUGCAGCGGGGAGUGUGUGUAGCCAGGGGCUUGAUUGUGUAGCGGGAGUGUGUGUGUGUAGCCAGGAGCUGGACCGUGCACACACACAGGCUCAGAAGCUGCCCCGGGAGGAGGGACCCGGCGCUGCAUCCCCGGGACAAUGCCCGAUCUCCUCAGCCUGCUGCUGGCCGCGCUGUGCCUUUUCCUGGCCGGGUGUCUGCUGUGGAGCCAGCGCUGUCCCGCGGCCGGGCCGGGCGGCAGCUGCCGCCGCUACUCGGUGCCGGGGAGCUGCUUCCCGCUGAAGAAAUGGGCCAUGUGGGGGCUUCUCUCCUUCGCGUUCCGCCGGCGCCGGAGAGAGCGCGGCAGCGCCGCCCACCGGUUGGAGCGGAUGGACACAGGAGCCGGCAAGGAGCAGCCCGGCCGUGGGGCGGAGGAGCUGGAGCGGCUGCAGGGACUGGUCUGCGAUGCCCAUGCCCUGGAUUCAGUUUACUUCACUGGGUUUACAGAAACCGACAAGACUUUUGUGAUCACACGUCUCGGAAGACGUCCGAAUGGGCUCUGUGAAAUGUGGCUCUUUCUCCGCGUGGACGGAAUUGGAGAGUUUGAACACCCAGUACAUCCGGACAUGCUGGUGAGUGAUGAAUCGGAAAAAUGCUGGCGUGGCAGUGGGCUGAUGAUUGAGUGCUUAGAGCCAUACAGACGCUGGAAAAUAAAAUUCAAUGGACGACUCAGAAAAGGACCGUAUCGGCAUCAGUGGAAUGAAGAGGAGGGCGAACUUGUCCACGUUAAAUUCUCUUUCCACUGGACUUCCUUUUCAGAUCUAUUCGACUUUAACCUUGACAGUCACCCUAAAGUGUUUGCACAUGCCUUUGCUUUGGAAAAGUGGAGUGCAGAGUUCUUCCGGAGAGUCAAAGAAGAUGGGGAAAAACAUUCUCGUUAUGAACAAUGGGGCCAGUCUAUAGGAGAAAUUGAAAUUGAAGGUCAUGGGAAGAAAGAGGUCUCUCUGAGAGGUGUUCGGAGCCACUCUUAUGGCAUCCGAAACUGGGCUGAGAUUUACCGAUAUGUCAUGAUUUUGAUGCAUUGUGAGGAUGGGAUGUCAGCACACUUAACUAUUGUUUGUGUACCAGCAACUACAACACAUCUCACUGUAGGUUAUGUUCUUUUCCCCGAUGGGAAGAAGGCUGGCAUUGACUGGUCCAAUGGCUCACUGGCUGAAAUGGCAGAUGAUGGUAUUAUCAGAGAUUUAUACCAAGUCAGUUUCACUGCAGGUGGCCAGUGCUUUGAGGUUUGUGCUAGACUCGACAAGCAGGCACGCCCUGUAGUAUAUAAUGGUUUAACCGGAACAGGAGUAUUCCAUGAGUGCAUUGCUGAUUUCCAACUGAAUCGGACAGUCCCAGGCUGGGGCUUGGUUGAAUUUUAUUACAGAGAUGCAACUGGGCAGCUUAUUCCUAAUUCUGGCUCUAGGUUGAAGGAGCCAUCCGUUCCUGCCAGCUCCCAAUUCACUGAAGAGCACUUUCAAUGCACCAGGGACGUGGGGGACAAAGGAGCCCAGCUAGAUCAGCUCACGUAGUUACAGACGCACUCCGGGGGAAAGGUGGACCCCAUCUCUGCUUAGCAGUCCUUCUUCCUGGAACAGCAUCCUGUGGUCAAGGAAGCCGAAGCUCUUCUGGUGACACCAUUCUCGCAGCCAGGCAUUCACCUCCAGGAUGCAUCUGUCUCUGCCUGGGCCCCAACCCUUGACCAGAAGGACUGAAGAGAACACCACCUGCACUCCAAACUCCUUCACCCUUACUCCCAGAGCCCUGUAGUCACUUCUGAUCUGCUGAGGGUCAUACCUCGCAGUAUCAUUAGUGCCCACAUGGAUGAGUUGCAUGGGGUAGUAGUCAGAGGACCAGAUGAUCCUUGACAAUCCCUCCGACAAUCUCCUUGAUUUCUUUAUCCCUAGAAGUCACUACAAAAUGGGCACAGAACAUUUUGUGGUAAACUACCCAGAUUUGUUAGUCUGUCUACAAUUGUACCAGAAGCAGAACCAGAAAAAGUAAAAGACUAUGACAGCACUUCAAACCUACAACGCUAAGUGCAAAUAUUAAAUAGUCAUACCAAUAUUUCUAGUAGAAAGUUUAUGGUUUAUAUCUAAGAAUACAAAAAUCUCUUAGAAAAAAUCUGCAUUCUAUUCACAGCACUGAAUGGUUAUAAUAUGCCAUAAAACAGUAGAAAUGCAGUGUUAUUUAUUAGUAUAAUUCUUGUGAAAGAUCCUGGACUGAAGCCCUAUAAAGUGAAGUCCCAUGUAUCUGCAGAACAGAUGCACGGUGCAGCUGCAGUUUAAGUCUUGUCAAUGUAUCUUAACACCAGUUUAGGUGGGAGUGCCACCUGUAGGGUUAAGAGGGUAGUACAGCCUCCUGCAUAUUCAUUUUUAGUUUCUAUGCUCAGAAUGCCAGCUAGGAGACUAUUAGGCCUGGUCUACACUGGGGGGAAGGGAGGGGCUGUGUCGAUGUAAGAUACACAACUUCAGCUAUGGGAAUACCGUAGCAGAAGUUGAGAUAUCUUAUACCAACUUACCUCCCAUCCUCACGGCGCGGGAUCGACGGCUGCGGCUCCCCCAUCGACUCCGCUACCGCCGCUCGCUCCGGUGGAGUUCCGGAGUCAACAGGGAGCACGUUCAGGGAUCGAUAUAUCACGUCUUAAUGAGAUGCAAUAUAUCAAUCCCCAAUAAAUCAAUCACUACCCAUUGAUACGGCGGGUAGUCUGGACGUACCCUUAGAGCCAAAGAUGAUGUUUUUUUUUCUGAUAUGGAUACCUGUCCAUUAGAAACCAAGCUGAGAUCACCGCACAGAUAAGCAAUCCCUUUGAAAUAGGUCACCAACACUACAUCAGGUGGUAAAGUGUGUGGCCCAGACUAGUUAUGUCAACUGCUAAAAAGCUUUGUAGCCCAUCACCAAAUUCUCAAAUUAUCUAGUUCCCCCAGGAAUAAAGUUCUCUUGUAACGUCUGCCUGUUUCAUUAGAGGGGCUUAAGUGCCUGUGCAGAAAUCCAUUGAUAGUAAAUUUGGCAACUUUUAUAUAAGGGACAUUUAUUUUUCAUUAUGCUUGGCUUGUUGUAACAGUCAAUUUUUAAAAAAAAUUAUCCGUCCAUGUACUUUUAAGAAUAGAUUACUUAACAGUUAGUGUAAGUAUUCAGCAUCCAAGGCAAAAGCAUUGUAUUUUAAAACCUGCACACAAUAGCAAAUAGACAAUUGUUUAGUAAAUGGCUUUGGGGGCGGGGGGAGUAAGGGGGAAAGUACAAUACAUUUGCUACUGUGAGCUGUGAAUACAUUGUACAUUAUUUAAGUAUAUAUUAUUGUGCACUAACUGUCUAUCACAUACUUAGAAAUAUGUUAGCUCUUUAUAAUUCAUUGUUGGACAACUUUUAAAAUCAGUUACUUUUUAGAAGAUUAUAAACCACGGAAAUUCUUUAUUUAUCAAUCAAAACCUGGCUAAACAAAGACACAGACAUGAAUCAAGGUUUUGAGAUUGGGUAACAUUUAGAAAUUGGAACCUUUCCACUCUGAUCUUGAAUGAGUAAAUCAUUGUAGUAAAUGCUAGUUAGAAAGGCUUUAGCCAUUAAAAACAUAAAAAUCUCUAAGCAGGAAAAACCGUAAUGCACAGUUUGCUCUUGUUUAAACAUUUGUGUGGAACAAA
This is a messenger RNA of Chrysemys picta bellii (western painted turtle), 3678 nucleotides long. RefSeq lists its product as uncharacterized. The record is from RefSeq and is a predicted model, not a curated record. NCBI's taxonomy places the organism in Eukaryota, Metazoa, Chordata, Testudines, Emydidae.